AGCUUAUUUCAAUUCUCUGCAGAGGCUCUAACAUGAAAAACAAAAAUCUCAGUGAAAACUGAACCGAAUGGGGAUUGAGCUGCUCUGCCUGUUCCUGCUACUUCUAGGAAGGAAUGAUCGCGUCCAAGGUGGUUGUGCCUGGGGUGGUGCAGAAUCCUGCUCAGACUGCUUGCUCAUGGGACCUCACUGUGCCUGGUGCUCCCAGGAGAAUUUUACCCACCUGUCUGGAGCUGGCGAAAGGUGUGACACCCCAGAAAAUCUCUUGGCCAAAGGAUGUCAAUUACCCUUCAUCGAAAACCCUGUCUCCCAAGUGGAAAUCCUUCAAAAUAAGCCUCUCAGCGUAGGCCGACAGAAGAAUAGCUCUGACAUUGUUCAGAUCUCUCCCCAAAGCUUGGUUCUUAAAUUGAGACCAGGUGGCGAGCAGACUCUGCAAGUACAAGUACGACAAACGGAAGAUUACCCAGUAGAUCUGUAUUACCUCAUGGAUCUCUCGGCCUCCAUGGAUGACGACCUCAACACAAUCAAAGAGCUGGGUUCCCGGCUUGCCAAAGAGAUGUCUAAAUUAACCAGCAACUUCAGACUGGGCUUUGGCUCUUUUGUGGAAAAGCCCGUUUCUCCUUUUAUGAAAACAACACCAGAGGAAAUCACCAACCCUUGCAGUAGUAUUCCCUAUUUCUGUUUACCUACAUUUGGAUUCAAACACAUUUUGCCAUUGACUGAUGAUGCUGAGAGAUUCAAUGAAAUUGUGAGGAAACAGAAGAUUUCUGCUAAUAUUGACACACCCGAAGGUGGAUUUGAUGCAAUUAUGCAAGCUGCUGUGUGUAAGGAAAAGAUUGGUUGGCGCAAUGACUCGCUCCACCUCCUGGUUUUCGUGAGCGAUGCCGAUUCUCAUUUUGGAAUGGACAGCAAGCUGGCAGGCAUCGUCAUUCCCAAUGAUGGGCUCUGCCACUUGGACAACAGGAAUGAAUACUCCAUGUCAACCGUCUUGGAAUAUCCAACAAUCGGUCAACUCAUUGAUAAACUGGUACAAAACAACGUGCUACUGAUCUUUGCUGUAACCCAAGAACAAGUCCACUUGUAUGAGAAUUAUGCAAAGCUCAUUCCUGGAGCCACGGUGGGACUGCUUCAGAAGGACUCCGGGAACAUUCUUCAGCUGAUCAUCUCUGCUUAUGAAGAACUGCGGUCUGAGGUGGAACUGGAAGUGCUAGGCGAUACAGAAGGACUCAGCCUGACUUUCACAGCUCUCUGUAACAAUGGUGUCCUCCUCUCACACCAGAAGAAAUGCUCCCACAUGAAAGUGGGGGAUACAGCAUCCUUCAAUGUGACUGUGAGCAUAUCCAACUGUGAGAAAAGAAGCCGGAGCCUUACCAUAAAGCCUGUGGGGCUGGGGGACACCCUGGAGAUACUCGUCAGUGCAGAAUGUGACUGUGACUGCCAGAGAGAAGUAGAAGUGAACAGUUCCAAGUGCCACAAUGGGAACGGUUCCUUCCAGUGUGGGGUAUGUGCCUGCAACCCCGGCCAUAUGGGUCCUCAUUGUGAGUGUGGUGAGGACACAGUGAGCACAGAUUCCUGCAAGGAGGCCCCGGGGCACCCCUCAUGCAGCGGAAGGGGUGACUGCUAUUGUGGGCAAUGCAUCUGCCACUUGUCUCCCUAUGGGAGCAUCUACGGAACUUACUGCCAGUGUGACAACUUCUCCUGUCUGCGACACAAAGGCCUGCUCUGUGGAGACAAUGGUGACUGUGACUGCGGUGAAUGUGUGUGCCGGGAUGGCUGGACUGGCGAGUACUGCAACUGCACAACCAGCAGGGACUCGUGUGCCUCUGAGGAUGGAGUGCUGUGCAGCGGCCGUGGGGACUGCAUCUGUGGCAAGUGUGUCUGCAGGAACCCUGGAGCCUCAGGACCCACCUGUGAACGCUGUCCUACCUGCGGUGACCCUUGUAACUCUAGAAGGAGCUGCAUUGAAUGCUACCUGUCUGCAAAUGGCCAGGCCCUAGAGGAGUGCAUGGAGAAGUGCAAAGCCACCGGAGCCGCCAUCAGCGAGGAAGAUUUUUCAAAGGAUACUUCUGUUUCCUGCUCUUUACAAGGAGAAAAUGAAUGUCUUAUUACAUUCCUAAUAACCACAGACAAAGAGGGGAAAACCAUCAUUCACAACAUCAAUGAAAAAGACUGUCCCAAACCUCCAAACAUCCCAAUGAUCAUGUUGGGAGUGUCACUGGCUAUCCUGCUCAUCGGAGUUGUUCUACUGUGCAUUUGGAAGCUGCUGGUAUCAUUUCACGAUCGGAAAGAAGUUGCUAAAUUUGAAGCAGAACGAUCAAAGGCCAAGUGGCAAACGGGAACCAAUCCGCUGUACAGAGGUUCCACCAGUACGUUUAAGAACGUGACCUACAAACACAGGGAAAAGCAUAAGGCGGGCCUUCCCACAGAUGGGUAGGCAGACCUACUUCGACCAGAGAAAGUCAACCUCAUACCAUUAAAGGUUAAUGCACUGUUUGAUUUGUCUUUCUUUGUUGCUUCAAAAGCAGGUUGACUUAGGGUAAUAAUAGGUCAUUGGAGAUCAAUCAUUCUCAGCAUGAAGGUGAGACCCCAUUGGCAGGUCUAAGAGAAGAAUAUCCUAAGCGAAGAGGUGAACUCAAGAUGGCUUCAAAAGUAUGAACUGCAUUGCAUUGAUGCCUCAAAAAUCAUCAAAAUGAUUCAUGGGGACUUGACUUGCGUUUGAAAAAUGUUCAGAAUUAGAAUCUCAUUUGCUUCCCGAACCCAGCUACCUAAAGUCUUUCUCUCAGCAAAGUCAUGGAAUCCUUAUGCUUCUAUUAUGUACACACACUGACUGCUUUUUCUAAACUUACAGAAAAUCUCCCAUUUCCCAAAGUCUGCUUGUUUGUUUGGGCUUUUGGUUUUUUUGAGACAGGGUCUCUCCAAAAAGUCCUGGCUGUUCUGGAACUGACUGGGCUGGCCUUGAACUCACAAAGAUCUGCCUGCCUCCUGGGUGCUGAGAUUAAAGGCAUGCUAGAUGAUUUUUAUUUUAUAAGUAUGGGAAAUGAGGUUCUGGUUUCCCAUCAGCAGAAAGAAUAUAGUUCUUCCAGUAAUAUCCCACGUGAAAGGUUGAAAACUAAAUGUUAGUAAUUGCCUUAGAUUGUAUACUUACAAGUCAUGUACACAAAUAAGUGUUUUGUUUCACAGAUGAGGAAGAAGUAAUUUAUAAAUUAUGUUGCUACUCUUAUAUGCUCAAUUUCCCUCUUGUCCCCACAUUUUCCCCCUAUUCUCCCUUAUUUCCUAAUUAUUUCACCCAGUUUUAUAGUCUUCAAACUCUUCACUUGUCAUGUGAAAUUGUCCAUCUAAAAAUAACUUCAAGUUGUUAACUUAUCAAAAAGUUUUUCAGGAACAUAAACAGAGCCUGGGGUAAUAGAAUAAAAGGUCACAUGGCUUUACAUCAAGAGUAUCAAGACUGCAGGCGUCCCUCAUGGAGUCUGCACUUCCCGCUGGACAUUGCUAUCCCAUCGGCAUCACCCAGUAUUCACAACCCGGGUUCAUGGCAUGGAUGUGUCACUUACUUGCUCUAGCAAGUAAAACCACUUACAAAAUCUGCAAUCCAGUAGAGAUUGGCGAGAACAUCUCCAGAGAAUUCCAUUUCUUAUGGUCGCCACUGCAUCAUGAAGCACUUUGCUGUCACUGGAUCUCCACAGAGAAGCUGAGAGAAUAAGCGAAGAGCUGGAGACAGACUCUGCAUCUCCUAACUCCAACCCUCUGAUCUCUUUACUGCAUGUGACUCUUUUGUCAGUAAAAUGAUAGAAGGAUUGUGUUAAUUAUGGUCUAAUUAUCUUAGUUUGAAAGUAUACUGAGAUGAAACAAAAAGCACUUAGGUCCCUGGAAUGCGGGCCAGUUGCUGUAUUUUUGUGCAGUGUGUAUGGCCUUGACUGGAUAGUCCUGUGAAGCCAUUUGGGUGAACAGCUUCAUCUUAGUGGAGGCUUCAUGCUUGUCCACUGAAUUGUCACUUAGUCUCAAAGCUCCCUCACUCCUCCCAGAUACAUCUGUGUACGUUUUGAUUGUCUGGAGUCUUGCUUUUCUGGUUUUGAAAUAACUCAGGUAAAUUAGUCAGUUAGGGAGUACACAGCUAAAUUUAAAUGAAAAAUCCUGAUGAAUCUCCUUGGAUACCUGAACAGUUCAAGACCUUGAUGUCUAGAGCAACCUGCAGAAACACUCCCAGUAAUAUAGCAGUACUGCCACCAGCAUUACACGGGGCUGCGUUUGUGUUGUUGCUGAAAUGAGAUUUUAGAAAAUAGAAGUCUCUUUCAUGUGUGUAUUAGGAAGAAUUUGUUCUUUCUCUAAAUACUGUUUUGACCUAAGGCAGGACCUUGAAAAGGCCAAAACAUUAACAGUAGGGCUUCUGUUCACUGAAGAUGAUGUUACAUGAUGACGAGAUGGUUGUUUUUUUAAGUGGUUUUUAUUGUAUUUUGCAUUGGCAAAAAUAAACAUAAUUUAAACAAUGAA
Molecule: messenger RNA, 4485 nt
Organism: Cricetulus griseus (Chinese hamster)
Lineage: Eukaryota; Metazoa; Chordata; Mammalia; Rodentia; Cricetidae
Source: RefSeq, a predicted model, not a curated record